This is a messenger RNA of Carassius gibelio (silver crucian carp), 2101 nucleotides long. It is a transcript of the gene vps26bl, whose product is annotated as vacuolar protein sorting 26 homolog B, like. The coding region runs from base 272 to 1270 and encodes 332 amino acids. The transcript has 6 exons. NCBI's taxonomy places the organism in Eukaryota, Metazoa, Chordata, Actinopteri, Cypriniformes, Cyprinidae. Gene Ontology annotation, cellular component: retromer complex; endosome. Gene Ontology annotation, biological process: intracellular protein transport; retrograde transport, endosome to Golgi. The record is from RefSeq and is a predicted model, not a curated record.
CAAUAUUUACGUGGACUAUCCCGGUAGUAAAUUCAUUUCUGAAGCUUGUGUCUGUUUGUGCAUUGCUGAAAAAUCUUAUUUAUGUAUUAAUACAGUAGCCAUAUGAAGAAUUAGCUACAAUUUAUUUUGAACAACCUAUUAUAUAAGUACAUGAGAUAGAGAUACAAAAGAUAGAGCAGCUCGCUUGUGAACAGGACGGAAUUGUAUUGAUGUGGAAUAGGACCAGGUGUUAGAAUACAAAAGGAUUCCAGUCCAGCACAAGGAUUUCGGGAUGAGCUUCUUCAGUUUCGGACAAAGUGCUGAAAUUGACGUAGUUCUAAAUGAUGCCGAGACGAGAAAAAAGGCCGAGCACAAAACAGAAGACGGGAAAAAGGACAAAUAUUUUCUGUUUUACGAUGGGGAGACAGUCUCUGGGAAAGUCAACGUAACCCUGAAGAACCCAGGCAAGAGGCUCGAGCAUCAAGGGAUCAAAAUAGAGUUUAUCGGGCAAAUCGAAUUGUACUAUGACAGAGGAAACCAUCAUGAGUUUGUCUCUCUGGUUAAGGAUUUAGCUCGGCCUGGAGAAAUGGCUCAAUCUCAGACCUUUGAUUUUGAGUUCACACACGUGGAGAAACCGUACGAGUCCUACACAGGCCAGAAUGUUAAACUACGCUAUUUCCUGCGGGCGACCAUCAGCAGGAGACUGAAUGACAUCUCCAAAGAGAUGGACAUUGUAGUGCACACACUCAGCACAUAUCCAGAACUCAACUCCUCCAUAAAGAUGGAGGUGGGAAUUGAGGACUGUCUACACAUUGAGUUUGAGUACAACAAGUCCAAGUAUCACCUGAAAGAUGUGAUUGUAGGGAAGAUCUAUUUCCUGUUGGUGCGAAUCAAAAUCAAACACAUGGAGAUUGAUAUUAUUAAACGGGAGACAACAGGGACAGGGACAAAUGUGUACCACGAAAAUGACACCAUUGCAAAAUACGAGAUUAUGGAUGGAGCACCUGUGCGAGGUGAAUCCAUCCCCAUCCGUCUUUUUCUGGCUGGGUACGAGAUGACGCCCACCAUGAGGGAUGUUAAUAAGAAAUUCUCUGUUCGUUAUUACCUGAAUCUCGUACUCAUUGAUGAAGAAGAGAGACGUUACUUCAAACAACAGGAGAUUACACUAUGGAGGAAGGGAGACAUUGUGAGAAAAAGCAUGUCCCAUCAAGCUGCCAUCGCCUCUCAGCGCUUCGAGGGUUCGGCGAGUGCAGAGAAAGCACUUUCUCAAGCUAAAGAGGACGACAACUAACCCCAACCAUGUCUUCUCAUCUUCUCAUGUGUGUAUGAGUCAAAGAGAUUGUGUGUAUGGAUUUAAAGAAGCCUUGUGCUCCCAAAAUAGAUGGCAAUGUAAACAUGAUAUUUCACGUUCCUAAACACACCAGUUUAUGAUCAACAAGUUCCUAAGUAGCUUUUAAAAAGGGAUUAAUGUAUGAAAAGCAAAAACGCUGAUUCCAAAAACCACAAUUUGAUAUUUACGAAUUCUUCUUGGCGGUUCCUGAGAUUGUUUACUUUUUGUCCUCCACCCUGGAAUUAAUUGACUGUAUAUUUAUUUGAAACAUUUCAGCAGUUCAUCUAGACAAAACAAACACAUUCCACUCUCUAUAUUCUAUUUACAGCCUUUUUUCACUUCUGUAUUGAAUGUUUUGUUAUUGUAGAUUUUGUUCUUUCAUAACAUAACAGUGUUUCUGACAGUAUUCUUACCAAUACAAGCCUUUUUACUUUUGUUGCCAUUCCGUAAGAUAAAUUCUAAGCACUUCAGAGUUUUUGCCAAUGUGUUUUCAGUGUCUCCAGUGGGACCCUUAACUUCAUAUCAACCCAAAAUUACAUAAGCAUUUUUGCUUAGAUUUAACAAACCAAAUGAAUUUCCCUACAGGCAUGUACAGUAGCUAAACUAAAAUGCACCUGAAUUGUAUUUUUAUUUUGUCUGUCAGACUGUAUUGAUACAAGGAUACUUUAACAAGCUCCUUUAACAAGCUUUUCAAGACUAUAUGUUGUCGGAUAACACUUUAUUAUAAGCUUUCAAGAACUAAAAAUUAAUCUUAGAUAAUGUUUAUUUAUAAAUGAAUUAUCAUUCAACUUA